Messenger RNA from Varanus komodoensis (Komodo dragon), 1168 nucleotides. RefSeq names its product dynein light chain Tctex-type 2B (gene DYNLT2B). Lineage: Eukaryota; Metazoa; Chordata; Lepidosauria; Squamata; Varanidae. Gene Ontology annotation, cellular component: cytoplasm; cytoplasmic dynein complex. Gene Ontology annotation, biological process: microtubule-based movement. Gene Ontology annotation, molecular function: dynein intermediate chain binding. The transcript has 5 exons. The record is from RefSeq and is a predicted model, not a curated record. The coding region runs from base 1 to 420 and encodes 139 amino acids.
AUGGCGGAGCUGCAGCUGUCGCCCGCCCGCAUCGCUGCGGGCCGCGCGCCCCGCCCGGGCAGCCCGUCGCGCACCUACAGCCUCCGGCCGCCCUUCCAGCACAAAUUCCGCUCUUCUACAGUGAAAGACUGCAUCCAUGAGGUGUUAAAGGAGGAACUGGAAAAUGUACAGUACGACCCGGAAGAAGUCCCCCAACUCACCAAAUCUUUGUCAGAAACAAUCCGAGACAGACUGAAAGAGAAAGGAUUUCACAGGUAUAAAAUAGUUGUGCAGGUGGUGAUCGGAGAACAGAGAGGCGAGGGAGUGAACAUGGCCGCCCGGUGCUUCUGGGAUGCCGACACGGACAACUACGCUCAGGAUGUUUUCAUGAAUGACAGCCUCUUCUGCGUGGCAGUUGCUUUCGGCUCCUUCUUCUACUGAAGAUGAUUGGAAGCUCCAAGGAGAAUGGUCGUCGUUUCUGAGAUAGUGAGGAACUGAUAUUCUACGUGUAGUUUUUCAAGAUACUCACUUUAGCAAAUGCAUUUUCUACAUGGUGCUUAGAAGCUAUCACAAACUCCCCCUGGAACUGCCUUUGUAUACAGACGGAGCUUUCUGCACAAGUCGCGCUGACUGGAUGGGCCCGUGUUCUUGCCCAGCUCCUGUUCUUUUGUUGCUGCUUGCACAGAAGAGCAUCCUACCAAAUUCAUGGUAUUUUUCCAUGUAAUAGUGCAUAAAAUAGGAUCGAUCUGUUUUUAUCAUUUACCAUCCAUUCUGGUGACAGAUCCAGUGUGGGGCUUGCAGAAGCACAACUCAUAUGCUGAGUAUCAAUCCACUUGAAUGAGGAUAUUGAAGUCUUAAUGCCAACUGCGUGGUGUUUUACUCACAGAGGAGAUGAACACCUAAUCCAGUCUGGCAAAUUCAUUUUUUUCUCAUUCUGUUUGCCUUCUGUAUUCUGUCUCCUUCUCCAAAUUAAAAAUGUGAGGACGACUGCAAGGGUGACACUGUGUUUUCCCAGAUAAGAUUCAUUAGAUCUUCUUCCGUCCUUCCUGCCUCAUCCCUCAGCUCCUUAGCUUAAUAAAUCUACUGGGGGAAAUGGUUUUGUAUAGCCAUCAUACUUAGAAUUAUUAUUGUUGCCUGAAUAAAGGAAUCCUAGUGGAGUCAUACAGUUUGCCUAUGGCUAAAACAAAAA